UUCCGGACGUGACGUCAUUUCUCAUAGCGACAGCUGAUGUUGAAAUAAGCGUCUCUCCCGUAACUUGCCAUCGGAAUACAUGUCAUUGCAAAGUUUAUCAAGGGUCGCUUUAGUGUAACAAAGACGGACAACAUGUUGCGGAGGGGAAGCGGGCCGCUGCUAUGGCUUUCCCUGCAAGCUGCGCUCGUCCUGGUUAGCUGUUUCACCGACAUGGAAACGGGGCCUGGUGCAGGCGUAUCAACGCAGCCGAACGGAGAUAGGUUCAAAAUUGAGGGAAGAGCGAUAGUACCCGGCCUGAAAACACAAGACUGGGUCUCCACGGCCAGAGUCCUCGUGGAGGGCGAGGAAUACGUGGGGUUUCUGAGAACUGAUGGGAGUUUUGCUGUGAAUGACAUCCCUUCAGGAUCUUAUGUUGUGGAAGUUGUUACCCCUACAUAUAGGUUCGAACCCGUACGCGUCGAUAUCACUUCCAAGGGGAAAAUGAGGGCGCGUCUUGUGAACUACAUAAAGACGUCAGAGGUGAUUCGUCAGCCUUAUCCACUUCAGGUCCGAGCUGUUGGUCCUCACAGCUACUUCAUGAAGAGGGAAACCUGGGGCUGGACAGACUUCCUCAUGAACCCAAUGGUGAUGAUGAUGGUUUUACCUCUGCUCAUAAUUGUUCUGCUGCCUAAAGUGGUCAACACCAAUGACCCAGAGAUGAGAAAGGAAAUGGAGCAGUCCAUGAACAUGCUGAACCCCAACCCUGAGCUUCCAGACGUCUCUGAGCUCAUGACCAAGCUCUUCUCUGGCGGCUCCAAGGGUCCCAGCAAGGCAGGCAGCAGCAGCAAGGGCAGCAGGCCAGCAGCCAAGAGGAGGUAGUACUGUACACGCCUGCUGGAGCUGACGUACUACAUCCAAGCAAGAUUUUUAAAGUGUCAUGUUUUUUUUCCCCCCUUGUGCAUUUGGGUCUGCUGUACAGAUUUCUCUAUCAUUAAAUGUUCUGAGCACACCACCAUUUCUAAUGUACUGUCUGAAACGGAGCGAAACAUUUUUGUCUCAAGGUGCACUGAAGGCAGUGUCUGCAAAAGCUGUUAUUCCUACUUUGCUCUAUACAUACUUGCUACGUGUAACAACCUUUUGUCGUCCUACUUGAGUAUUUUUCCCACUGCUGCUAAAUUCUUCUAUCUAAAAAAAAAAAGAGCCUAUAUACAUAUUUAGAGAUUUUUUUUUUUUUCUUAGACGGUUUUGGUCAUCCGACUGUGAAUGAAGAUGAAUUGAAAUUUUAAGAUGACAAAUUCUUAUUUAAAAGUAUAAAUAAAUAAAUUAAAAUGCUAUAUAAGUGGUUUUUGUUUAUUUGAGGAAAUCUGAUUUUGUUUGGGAGUAAACGCAUGACCUCGUUCUAUGAAUAAUUAUGGCGUACUGUAUGCUUACAACUCAAACUGUACAUCAUGUGCCUGAGGUGUAAAAAAUUAAAGCGAUAGUGGUUGACGGUUUAGAGAGUGUGUGGUUUCUGUUGGAGUUUUGCUGGUUUUGCUUUUUAAUAAAAUGGGGAGUAAAAUCUAUUAUUAAAAUCAUUAACACGUG
This is a messenger RNA of Fundulus heteroclitus (mummichog), 1563 nucleotides long. RefSeq names its product ER membrane protein complex subunit 7 (gene emc7b). Gene Ontology annotation, cellular component: EMC complex. The record is from RefSeq and is a predicted model, not a curated record. Gene Ontology annotation, molecular function: carbohydrate binding. Bases 133 to 858 code for a protein of 241 amino acids. NCBI's taxonomy places the organism in Eukaryota, Metazoa, Chordata, Actinopteri, Cyprinodontiformes, Fundulidae. The transcript has 5 exons.